Molecule: messenger RNA, 2833 nt
Organism: Thalassophryne amazonica
Lineage: Eukaryota; Metazoa; Chordata; Actinopteri; Batrachoidiformes; Batrachoididae
Exons: 11
Coding region: 409-2259 (616 amino acids)
Biological process (GO): cytokine-mediated signaling pathway; immunoglobulin mediated immune response
Cellular component (GO): external side of plasma membrane; membrane
Molecular function (GO): cytokine receptor activity; protein binding
Source: RefSeq, a predicted model, not a curated record
AUAACCUAUCAGCAAACUACUACAACCAUCUCCGAAACCACAUGUAUGAAUGUACAUCUUUCCAUUUGCCGUCACAUGUCACACUGAGACAGGAAUCAGGUUUUAGAAGGAAAUGAGAGUUUCAGUAGCAGAUGAACCACUCGACACACACACGCAGGCCUGAGAGAUGAAUGAGAGGGGCAAAAGUCUUCACUGAAACACACCAGACGGUGUCACACAGUAUGAACGAGCUGGUUCCAGUCAUCAAACCCUGCACAACCUCCCCAACAGGAUGAGGAGAAAAGGAGGAGGGAGCUUUGAUCAUCUAAAUCCCUCUUUCCAAUAAGAAAAAGAAGAAAGAAAAGAUAGAUACGGCUUGAAAGGAGGGAAUUAUGAAAACUCUUCUGCUCUUUCUUCCUGCUCUGCUUCAUGCUGGCCACCAUUCAAGUGACGGCGUGUCCUGGAACCCAAAACGACAGACUCCAAUGCGUGAAUGACUACAUAGAACAUCACGGUGUAUGUGGAACCAGCACAUAUGUGACCAGCUACACAGAUGCUGAGUGCUCAAUAAAUGUGAGAAGGGUCAAAACCAAGAAAAGGAAAUACUUCAGAGAAUACAACGCCUCCUGCAAGUUGAACUCCUUUGAUGUUGCCAAACCAGCACUGAAGAGAUGCAAACUGGUCUUCAACGCAGAUCGCAUUGUGAGAUUUGCGUCUGACCAUCUUUUGUCCAUUAAUCUAAUGUGUAACCCAACAAAUCAAAGUUUGAUUAACAUUUUCUACAAACCAGCUUGCCACGUAAAGCUGAGUUCUCCUGGAAGACCACAUAUCAACUUGACCACAGUUUCCUGGUCCCCAAUUGACACCAAUGACGACGAAGUAUUUACAACUUGCAUUUCACAAAUCCAGUGGAAACAAGAGGAUCAGUCAUGGACGAAUGCCUCUGUUCGUGAUAAAGAGAGCCAUUGCAGCUGGCAAGAAACUCAUCUGAACCCAGACUCGCUGGUACUCGGGGAGAAGUACGAGGCACGGGUUCGAGUCCAGGCCAAAGCAGACUGGAGCCAAUCAUACUGGAGUGACUGGAGCCCCAUUGCAUCAUGGACAUCAGCUAUAGGGAAAACAAAGCUAUCGCCAUCAGAUGGUCGUGGUGCACUGAAAUUGGAUAUUUUGGGUGGCACGGUUGGCGCAACAGUAUUUGCCUUGUGUCUGGUCAUUGUGCUCUUUAGGACAGACAAAACCACCUGGAUUUACAUAGUGAAGAAGAUCCGAGGUCCACCUUUACCAGAUCCGAGGAAGUCUUUCCUCCAUGAUGUCAAUUUCAAGGCAUGGCAUACCAGUAAUUUAUUCUAUUCUGUCUGGAAGCUUGAUUCUGAAGUUCUCUCUUCAGAGGUCACCAUUAUGGAUGGCACCACCCACUGUAGACCAGAGGCAGUACCACGAGACAAGAUGAGAUGCGAGAGCCAUUAUGAAUCAUCUAGUUCUAGCUUCUGCAACCCUAUUUAUUCCCACCUGUGUGUUCCAGCCGUCUUCCAUCUCAUGCCAGGUAAUUUAGAGCCAUGUCCUGCUGAUACGCCUUAUGGACCUGUUGGUCGUCAAGACAAUGGGAAAAGCGAAGAAGAGGACAUGGAGGAAGUGAGGAGAAAAGAUGUGGAGAUUCUACAGUUGCUCUCCAGAGGCAGCGGUGACAGCCAGCCUUUAGAAAUGUGUUCGGAUUAUAAAAGGGUUGAGAAGAUCGAAGCUGAACGCUGUGGUCUCCAGAGCCCAGAUUCAGGUAUGUGUAGUGGGGAAGAGGUCAGUCAAGAGAGCCUUGAAGAAGAAGAUGGGGUUGGUGUGACCACUGGCCAAGAAGAAAUUGCAAAGUCGUGUAGAAAAGAGCUUGAAUUUCAGAAGUUGCUUGGUAAGAUUGGCUCUGGAGGGUCCGUCCAGGUGUGUUCAGAUUAUGAGCAAGUUGCAAAGCCAGAGGUUAUGAAUCCCAGCCUCCAGAGUCCAGAUUCAGGUGUAGUUAGUGCAGGUGAGGAGCAGACGAGUCAGGACAACUUAGAAGAUGCCAAUGGCUCCACUGCAUCCACAACCUUCUUGUUUCCGUCACCCUCCAGUACUUUACCAAAUCCGUUGCUUUCUUUUCCUGCACUGCUUUUGAAGAGCUCCGGUGAAGGUUUCACUCCACCUCUGAACCCUUGCCCAAAACAUAUACUUGAGAUGAUUGGUCUGAAUUCAGCCACCAAGCCAGUGGAGCCUUCUGGUGAUGGAUAUAUGCCAGUGAGAGUGGAAGUAAACUGAAUCCAGAGGAACCUGUAGAGCUGGACCACUGCAAAAUCCAGUUCAAAUUACCGACACUGAUAACUUUGUGAGAUUGGUUUGAAUUUUUUUUUUCUUAUCAAAUAUCAGAUCAUUAAUGUGAUAACUUUUAUUUAAUAAGUGUAGCAUUUGUGAAAUUAAAGUGGAGUUUGAGAAACACUCAGGAAAAGGUUAUUUCAAUUAAUGUAUUUCCCUCAUACUAAUAUCAUUUUUUCUGAUAUUUUCAAUUAUGGCAGCUUAAGAAAAAACAUUUUCAACAUAUUAAUGGACAAGAAGUGUUUUCGAUGCACUUAUUUCCAGUAAAAAUACCGUACAGACCAUGUCUGCCUGUGUUUAGGUGUUUUUUUUUAAAUAUAGCAUCAGUGUUGCAGUAAAUAGUUUAUGUACCUAUUUUAUUUCAGCAUCUAUAAACUAUUAUUUUCAUAUUGUUAUCAGCCACACUGGCAGUGACGCAUCGUUUGUUCAUGUUAAACACUGUUGUAUUAUGUCAUAUAUUUAUGUUAUACAGAGUUACAUUUAUGGCAGAUGUUUUACAAUUCCAUAGGUGUUUGGCAUU